AUGAAGUUCGCUCUCGUCGCUCUUGCCGCGGCCACCUCCAUCGCCGGCAGCCUCGCCGUGCCUACCCGCGGCCCCGAGUCGGCUCACUUGACACAACUCCCGCGCGGCAACGGCACGAGAGCUGCUCUGUCGCGCCGACAAAACGGCGACAAUCCGUGGGGGGGCGCCGUCCAGGAGGGCCAGGGCUGGAGCUACGUGACGGGGACCGCGGUGGUGCCCGACGUGCGAGGCCAAGACCCUUCUGCCGGGGCCGCCGUCUGGGUCGGCAUCGACGGCUAUUCGUGCCAAAACGCCAUCCUCCAGACGGGCUUCACGCUCUGGGGCGACGGCCGCAUCGAGACCUGGUACGAGUGGUAUCCCCAGCCUAGCUACCACUACACCACGGACCUGGGCGUCCAGCCGGGCCAUCAACUCCGCAUGAGCGUCUACGCCGACGGCACCACCGGCGGCUGGUCCGUCAUCGAGAACCUGUCGACGGGGCAAGCUGCGCGCCAGAGGUUCCAGGGGAUGCGGCCCCAGAUCUGCCAGACCGACGCCGAGUGGAUAGUCGAGGACUUCCUGGAGGGGCAAGGGCACGUGCCGUUCCUCGACUUUGGACGGGUUCAGAUAUACGACGCCCAGGCCUCGGGGCCGCGGGGGACCGUGACGCCCGAGGGGGCGACAAUGGUUGAAGUUACUGUCGGGGGACGGCCUCGCACGCAGUGCUACGCCAGUGGAGGCGAGGUCGACUGCCGCUACGUCUGA
Messenger RNA from Metarhizium album ARSEF 1941, 744 nucleotides. RefSeq names its product proteinase aspergillopepsin II. Gene Ontology annotation, molecular function: glutamic-type endopeptidase activity. Gene Ontology annotation, biological process: proteolysis. The record is from RefSeq and is a predicted model, not a curated record. The coding region runs from base 1 to 744 and encodes 247 amino acids. Lineage: Eukaryota; Fungi; Ascomycota; Sordariomycetes; Hypocreales; Clavicipitaceae. The transcript has a single exon.